CUCAGAUUUGGGGAAACGGGCAAGAAAUUGAGUGGAUAAUAUCGGUGAUGAUGACAGGAUUGAUUGCUGGUUUAUCGUGGCGGGAUUCGGGAUUUUAGUUUUUUUUGUGGAACCUGAGGUUGUGAUGGAACAACAUUUUUGAAGAAAUGAAGGCAAAAUGUAAUUUGGGCGGUUGACCACCUUUAAUGAUAUGCAGACAAAAAAUGUCAAUAUCGACAGGGUUCCAAAUACCAAUGACACAGGUGAUACCACAGUGACAACAUGGACAGAGAAAUCUACAUAUUUCAUUCAACGGCAAGAUGGUAAUUUCCAGAUCGCGGAUAUUUCGAAUGGAAGUGAAGGUUUCCAACAGCAAUACGAUGUUCCUCCUCUACCACCAAGGUCUUCAGCCAUCAUCUUCACAGCGCCUAGCUCUCUGUUCCCAAAGACGAAAGUCGAGGUGGAUGGCUAUGGGCCGUACAAGCCGGUCCCUCCCCCCAAGCCGCUCCCCCAACAGCCGGCGCCUCAGGAAGCGCAGCUGCCGGGCCGCGUCACCCCCCCGCCCUACAGGAUGCCCCCCUACCCCCUGUUCGGGGAGCUGAACGUGCCCGGCGCCGCCGCUGUGCUAGACCGCCCCGACGCUGCUUCCAGCCCUGCCGCACAGGGGUUGCGAACGCACUCCAACAAGUUUCCGAUCGAGAGGGAGGUCAUCUUGUCCAGCACGGAUAAGAACUCCAAGAUUCCCAUUCUUCACGAGUACAAAAAAAGAAGCAAAGGGGCAGUAGCCCCUGACGUACCCCCCAAACAAAUGGCCGCCUGGACACAGAGCCAAAUGCAGAGUCAUCAGAUUCUACCAGACCAGACCCACUCUGGUCUGAUCCAGACCAUCCAGCAAUCCGUAGACCCCAAUGGCCCCGCUUACCGCCCCAACUAUCACCCCCAUCCGGAAUUCUACAACGGCCAACCCCCCGUCCCCACAGGAGCAGUUCCCAGGACCCCCUGGCACCAAAACGCCGACCCCACCAAAGCCCCACCGCGCCCCCUCCAACCUGGCGAAGAUUACGCCACCUACACCGCCGGACCUAACACCAAUUCCCCGAUGGUUACCGUGCAGAUAGACCGAGACGAUAGGAACGCGCUCAAGGAGAAGAACAAGACGAUGGCCAAGACAUACAACACCAUCAAGGAUAUUUUGUCCAGCAGAUUCAAGAGCAGCAAAGAUGGAGAUGAUAAGAGCGAGGAGGGGUUGAAUAAUGUGGCGGAGGAGUUGAGAAAGUCGCAAGGGAACGUAGCGGAGCAUUUGAGCGAGCACCAAGUACCUUAUACGAAACCACAAUCUCUCACCCAGCAACAGUAUCACCAACACCUCGUGCAGCAACAGCUGAUCGUCCAACAGCAGCAGUAUCAGCAGCAACAGCAGUUUCAUCACCAACAGCAACAGCAGCAACUGAAGAACCAACAGAUGGUGCAGGCAAGGUCUCAGGAGAUGUUGAAUCAGCACCAAGAGGUCGAGCAGCUCUACUACCAGGGUGGUUAUGUUGCUACGCCAUCACGAGGAAGUGGUCAGAGGUUCACCCAAGCUGGGGUAAGGGAGGCAGGAUAUGUGGGAGUACAGCAGCACAGUUUACAGGCUGACCAAGCUAGAUCUCAGCUGGCUUCGGAACGUCGGAGUGCUCAGCAACUGGAGAGAGACAGCCUUAGACAAAGAAGCUUUGAGGCAAGGAGAGCAGCUUCCCAACCUCAGUUGGCCUAUGAUGAUGAUGCUGAAAGUGGGCUUCAGAAUGGUAGACCUCAGGCUCAAUUGGCUGUUCCAGUGAGGAGAGGGUCAUACGGAAAUAUCAUGGAACCUCAGGUGGUUCAAGAUACAGAAAAAGAUAGCGAUGACGGAGGUUUUCUGAAAAGGAAAGGCUCCCAGGAACGCAGGCUGGACACUCCACAAGAUAGAAGACUUGAAUCGACUGUCCCUUCAAAGGACAGCAAUGCCCUUACUGACAGUACUGUCUCUGAUGUAAAAAAAGACAGCUCAGAAAGUACCAUAGAUGAACAAAAAGUCAACGAAGGAUUGCAAGGAACACCUAGAAUGAGACUAGAAGGAGAAAUAGGCAAGAUAGAAGGUGUCUACAAUGUGGGCCAAAGAACAGUAAAGCCAGAGGAAGAUCCAAAAGCUGGAAAGAAAAUAAACCCUAGUUCGUCUAGCUCCGACUACGACAAAACUGGUGGGCAAUCUUCGUCUAAUAUCGAUUCUGGAAGAGGCAGUGCAGCUUACAGUAGUGGAAGAAGACCUGGAGGAAUGGAUUUGAACAGUGAUCAGUACGAUUCUUGUCAAAUCAACGCCAGAGGAAAAUACAGAGAUGUUCAUACAAAUGGUCAUGAUAGUGAAUGGGUGGACAUAGUCGAGAACGAGUUGAGGCAUAUCCUGGAACCCAAGCUUCAUGAGCUGUCUCUGCAAGGAACAACUCCUGGAAAAGCCCAUUCUACCAUCAGCGAUAGCAUUUCCUCAAUGACCCCUCCCCUACCUCCUCUUUCCCCUGGAGAUCAGUCUUCCCCUAAUACCACACCAAGAAACUCGGCCAGAUACAAACAUAGCAGCUUACCCUGUGGAAGCAGACCAGACUAUGACGUGUACAAGUCGAAAAAUCACCCUAGGAAUCUUGUAGGGGAUGCAAGAUGGGCUAACAGUACUUCACAGAAGCACAGAACCCAAAAGAAGAUGGACCACAAUGCUAUACUGAGAGGAAAACAAAUUUUUGGUCUGGAUACCACCGACAUAACCUCGACCACCACCAGAUCGAUGGACCUGGAAUCUAUCUUGGACAACCAGAGCGACUCUGAUGGUGACCUCAGCACUCAGGACGCCAGGACUAUCAGGAAACAGCUCGAGGGCCUCGAGACAAUGUAUUCGGAGGUUCUGAAGCUGUUGGGCGUCAAGAAACACCCGGGGAGAUAUCAACCCUCCGAUCCGAGGUUCACCAAGCGUCGCUAUGGAAGCAUGUCUUCGCUUCCCUCCAGUUCAGUGAGCAGUCGACCAAUCAGGGACAAGAGACGGGCUAGCGAGGAUCGGAAGAAGGUGAGAGAUAUAAGAGGCAUCAACAAGAGGUUCCAGAGGCUGGAGAGUCACGUGGUGACGCUAGCCAGGUCCGUCGCUCAUCUGUCUUCAGAGAUGCGCACGCAGCAUAUCAUGAUACAGGAGAUGGAAAACAUACGGGGGGAGAUAGCAGCGCUGAGGACACAGACGAACAUGUUGAAUGUUCGCGCUCAGUCCACCGCCAGGCCUAUAAGUUCUAGGGAACUGCCCGUACUAGCCAAUCCGACGAGGGUGAAAAAGCUGACGAAGUUUUUUGGAGAUGAGCCGCCAUUGUUGAGACUGUUUUUGAGGAAACUGGGUUAUGAGAAAUACGCAACAAUUUUUGAGACCGAGAGAGUGGGUAUGGUGGAAUUACCAUACAUGACUGAGGACAGGUUACUGAAGAUGGGGGUUCCAUUGGGACCAAGACUGAGGAUUAUGCAGGAGGCGCAGAUAUCUGUUUGCAAAGACAAUACACUGUGUAUAGUGUAGAAAGGAAUGUUGGGUUAGAACAUCUUGUGUUAUAUGUUUGCUCUUGAAAAUGGCGGCUAAGCUUUAGUUAGGUUAUAUAAGUACUCGUUCGUUCUGUAAAUUAUUUUUAGCGAUAAAUUAUAUAUAAAUAGAUAGUGACACAUUCCCUCUUUGACAAAGUUUGAUUUACUCAAUGUUUUUGCACUUAGAUUUUUAGGAUUUUAGCUAGAGUUUGUUAAGUAAAUUAUAGACUAUUUUAUAUUUUUUUAUUUGUAUGUGGAGGAUGGAUAGUGAAUAUGUACGUACUGCAUAAGCUUUUCUCUGAAAGUGUUGAAGAUUUGCCAAUAAUACCAAAGACUCACUUCUUUGCACUUAUAUGUACUAGGUACUCAAUUUUUGUAAUAGAUGUCUGAAGAAAUAACAUAAUAAAAAAU
Phaedon cochleariae (mustard beetle) is the source of this 3948-nucleotide messenger RNA. The record is from the annotation of a GenBank genome assembly. NCBI's taxonomy places the organism in Eukaryota, Metazoa, Arthropoda, Insecta, Coleoptera, Chrysomelidae.